AUGAGCGGUGCCGGAGACGAUCGAUGGCGUGGUGGUCGCGGCUAUGAUCCCAAUCGCCCAGCGGGUCAGCGACAUCACAGCGCAGGCUUUCGGGACCGAUCAAUGGGUGGCCAUCAGCAGGAUCGCCAUGGUCAGCGAGGACAAGGCAAUAUCAUGAAUGCAGGCAAUGCCUGGGGCGGACCCGCACAAGAACCUCAUAUCCCCGUCCGGGGCUUCAACGGGGCCGAGCUGAAAGAUGCUCUCAGAAAAGGGUAUGAGCCAGCUGGUCCAGGUGAACCCCAGCCUAUGGCCUACAAAUCUAAUGGAAAGGAUGCGAACAACAUUCGAUCCAGUGGACCUUGGGCAUCAAAGCCAAAUACCAUGGUAAACGGCAAAGACUUCUUCCUUGAGCUUCGAAAGCAGAUAUCCGGCCUUCAGCAAAGCGGAAACGUCCCUGGUGGCUAAAUCUGCUUAUCCCGUUUGGUGGAAUAAGGCGCGACUGGGGUGCAGCACUGUAUGUGGCCUACAUCGACAAUCAUGUUUCCGGUUAUAUCGGUGCGCUCUGUGCAGAAUGUAGCAUAGCGUUAUAUUUGCACUCUUCGAUGCUUCAUGCUGUGGGAGCGUCGAGUAGAAAGCAAUACAAGUAAAUACUCUCAAUUUUCC
Molecule: messenger RNA, 642 nt
Organism: Coccidioides posadasii C735 delta SOWgp
Lineage: Eukaryota; Fungi; Ascomycota; Eurotiomycetes; Onygenales; Onygenaceae
Source: RefSeq, a predicted model, not a curated record